Messenger RNA from Cryptomeria japonica (Japanese cedar), 354 nucleotides. Its product is annotated as glycine-rich cell wall structural protein 1-like. The record is from RefSeq and is a predicted model, not a curated record. The transcript has a single exon. Lineage: Eukaryota; Viridiplantae; Streptophyta; Pinopsida; Cupressales; Cupressaceae. Bases 1 to 354 code for a protein of 117 amino acids.
AUGGAGGGGGUGGAGGUGGAGGUUAUGGAGGAGAAGGAGGUGGGAUUUGGAGGUGGGGGUGGAUUUGGAGGUAGGGGUGGAGGUGGUGGAUGGUUACAGAGGAGAGGUAAAGGCAAUCAACCUUUGCAUCUAUCACAGGGUCCUUUGUUAGAGGGGGGAACUAAAGCAGGAGUGAGGGGUGUGGGUGGAGAUGGGGGAGGUAAAGGGGGAUACCAAGGUACCAUAGUUAGAGAGGAGGGAGCUAUAGGUAAAGGAGUAGAUCCUAUGGAUAUGGGCAAGGGAGCUAUAGGUGGAGGAGGAUAUGGAUGGGAUGGAGGUGGAGGUGAUGGAGGGGGUGGAGGUUAUGGAGGAUAA